Messenger RNA from Branchiostoma floridae (Florida lancelet), 2196 nucleotides. RefSeq names its product fibropellin-1-like. NCBI's taxonomy places the organism in Eukaryota, Metazoa, Chordata, Leptocardii, Amphioxiformes, Branchiostomatidae. The transcript is spliced from 17 exons. Gene Ontology annotation, molecular function: calcium ion binding. The coding region runs from base 1 to 2196 and encodes 731 amino acids. The record is from RefSeq and is a predicted model, not a curated record.
AUGCCAACAACCACCAUAGCUAUGUCAACCAUAGGGCGGUGCAUGACAAAACCUUGUCAACAUGGGACCUGUGAGAACCAAGAUGGCGGAUACAACUGCACCUGCCUACCUGGAUGGACUGGACAGAACUGCCAGCGUGACAUCGAUGAAUGUGCCAAGAUGCCGUGUCAGCAUGGACGCUGUGUGAACCAAGAUGGCGGAUACAACUGUGCCUGCUCACCGGGAUGGACUGGACAGAACUGUCAGCAAGCCAAACAAUGUCAGAGUGGGUGGCACAAAUACAACAGCCACUGCUACAAGUUCAUGACAGACGUAGCUGAUUGGUCCACAGCGAGCUCAGGAUGUAAACAACACGGCGCAUUUCUUGCCUCUAUCAAGGACGGUGGCGAGAACAACGUCAUUGCGGGUCUCAUCACGAAUGACAUCGACGAAUGUACUGAGAUGCCGUGUCAGCAUGGACACUGUGUGAACGAAGAUGGUGGAUACAACUGCGCCUGCGACCCUGGAUGGACUGGACAGAACUGUCAGCAAGACAUCGACGAAUGUACUGAGAUGCCGUGUCAGCAUGGACGCUGUGUGAACAAAGAUGGCGGAUACAACUGCGCCUGCGACCCUGGAUGGACUGGACAGAACUGUCAGCAAGACGUCAAUGAGUGCAGCGGAAAUCCCUGCCUACAUGGAGACUGUGUGAACAAAGAUGGUGGAUACAAAUGCACCUGUAAGCAAGGGUGGACUGGACAGAACUGUCAACAGGACAUAGAUGAGUGUUUCAGCAAACCAUGUCAACAUGGAAGCUGUGUGAACCAAGAUGGCGGCUACAACUGUACCUGCAAGCCUGGAUGGACUGGACAGAACUGUCAAGAUGCCCCACAAUGUCAGGAUGGGUGGCACAAAUACAACAACCACUGCUACAAGCGGAUGUCAGACAGAGUCGGUUGGUCCACAGCGAGCUCACGAUGUAAACAACACGGCGCAAUCCUUGCCUCUAUCAAGGACCGUGGCGAGAACGACUUCAUUUUGGAUCUCUUCUUGAAUGAAAUGACGGAAAGCGACGCAAAGCAGCCGGCAGAAAUUUUAGUGUUGGGGUCUGGGUUGACACGCGCCGCGCCCCCGCUACCACCGCCUCGCAACCUUGCGUCAGGAGAGCAGGUAACGGUGUCUGGGCCAGAACACAAUGAAGAGUCGUGUUCCGAUACUCCUAACACACCGGAGGGUACCGACGACCGCGGACAUGAGGACGCCGAGACACCUCGUGUUAGCUACAGAGCAUUGAAGUGGACAGGACCAUCAUUCAGUGCUGUUACCGACAGCGAGACAAUGCCAACAACCAUCAUAGCUGUGUCAACCUUAGACAUUGAUGAAUGUACUGAGAUGCCGUGUCAGCAUGGACGCUGUGUAAACCAAGAUGGCGGAUACAACUGUAUCUGCUCACCUCGAUGGACUGGACAGAACUGUCAGCAAGACGUCAAUGAGUGCAUCGGAAACCCCUGCCGAUAUGGAGACUGUCAGAACAAAGAUGGCGGAUACAGAUGCACCUGUAAGCAAGGGUGGACCGGGCAUGACUGUCAACAGGACAAAGAUGAGUGUUCCAACAACCCAUGUCAGCAUGGACGCUGUGUGAAUAAAGAUGGCGGCUACAACUGUACCUGCAAGCCUGGAUGGACUGGACAGACCUGCCAGCAGGACGUCAAUGAGUGCAGCGGAAACCCCUGCCUACAUGGAGACUGUGAGAACAAAGAUGGUGGAUACAAAUGCACCUGUAAGCAAGGGUGGACCGGGCAGAACUGUCAACAGGAUAUAGAUGAGUGUUCCAACAACCCAUGUCAGCAUGGACGCUGUGUGAAUAAAGAUGGCGGCUACAACUGUACCUGCAAGCCUGGAUGGACUGGACAGACCUGCCAGCAGGAUAUAGAUGAGUGUUCCAACAACCCAUGUAGGCAAGGACGCUGUGUAAACCAAGAUGGCGGAUACAACUGUACCUGCGAGCCUGGAUGGACUGGACAGAACUGUCAAGAUGCCCCGCGAUGUCAGAAUGGGUGGCACAAAUACAACAACCACUGCUACAAGCGGAUGUCAGACAGAGUCGGUUGGUCCACAGCGAGCUCACGAUGUAAACAACACGGCGCAAUGCUUGCCUCUAUCAAGGACCAUGGCGAGAACAACUUCAUUUUGGAUCUCUUCUUGAAUGGUGGGUAA